AAGGCCUGCAUGGAGAUGAAGCGGGAGUACGACCAGUGCUUCAACCGCUGGUUCGCUGAGAAGUUCCUGAAGGAAGAGGGCGGUGACAGCAGUGGAGGCGACCCCUGCGCCCAACUCUUCAAGUGCUACCAACUCUGCGUCAGAAAAGCUAUUAAGGAGAAAGACAUACCCAUUGAAGGGCUGGAAUUCAUGGGCCGCAGCAGAGGAAAAUCUGAAAACUCUUCCUGACCAUGAUGGCAACAGAAAAAUUAUUUUGAACAUUAAAAAAGCCAAAUUCUAAACCUUGUUGCUGUUGAACAAGGACUCUGCCAUCUGUGCAGAUGGUGCAAUUCAAGGACUGUUCUCCACAGCAGCAUCUGCCUCAUGGAGCCAGGAGCCAGUUUCAUAUCUACUGACAACUGGGUGUGGC
Messenger RNA from Rhineura floridana, 409 nucleotides. Its product is annotated as TP53-regulated inhibitor of apoptosis 1-like. NCBI's taxonomy places the organism in Eukaryota, Metazoa, Chordata, Lepidosauria, Squamata, Rhineuridae. The transcript is spliced from 2 exons. The record is from RefSeq and is a predicted model, not a curated record. The coding region runs from base 10 to 228 and encodes 72 amino acids.